CAAAAUUAGUUCUCUCUGUAGCCCUCCCUCUCUCACAAUUUUCGCACUCUCGUAGAGCCGCAGACUCCUCCACAGAGUCGCCCCCUUCUCCUUUAGCGCCGGCGAAAUUUUCCUCGGCUAACUCCAAUCUUUGUGAAAAAAUAGUGAAAGGAUGGAGUCAAUAGUGAAAAAAUAUCAGAGACAAUUCCGGAAAAUUAAGGGCGAAAUUAGCCGAUGGGAAGAGCUCCGGUCUCGGCUUAUUUCCCAAUUCUCUAACGCAUCUUCCAUAAUCCAGAGGCUGCAGGCGAUUCAAAAUUCGCAAAACUAUGGAACUUUGGGAUGUGUUGAGGGCAUUGAAGGUGUUGUGUUGGCAAAGCAGAUGGAUUCCCUUCAAACUAUCAUCAUCAACAUCAACAGCACUAUGAAAGAAUUCGGUGGGAUUGUUUCUUCCCUUGAGAAGGUAGUUCGUGAUAGCAAGCAGCUUGCGAAAGUGGGGUCUGCCCAGAUGACUGGAAAACAACUGAAGCUACAGAUUGGAGUAAAACCAACUAUUGCAUAUUGCAUAGAAGGACUUAGACUUCUUGAAGAAAUGCAUCGAUCAGAGUACCUUCUCAAAUUAUCUAUUGUAUCAGCGCUUCCUGCCCUUGCAUUGAAACCCAGUGCAAGUGCUGACUUAGGGGCACUUCAACAGCUUUUAGUAGAUCAACCUAAUAUCCCCCAAGAAGAAGUGCAACAUAUAUACAACAUCAUAUUUGCUGAAGAAAUUUCUUGAAGUGUUUGUUGUACAUGGUAAUGUCGAAUUCUGAAGAAGGAAAGUUCGAUGGCCUUGAGCAUUCAUUACUGAACGGAAAUGGUGAAAGAAGCAUUAUUGAUUGCUCGGACCUCAAUCAAAGGAAGGCAAACUUCCGGAUCUUGUGACCUGUAAUAUCAUAUCACCGUUCCUUGCAAGAGCCCACAAUUCAAGCUUAACCCAUGAACUGAAUCUGGAGUCUCGAUUUUUCUUAAUAGAUUAGAAUCUGUAUUUUCUUAUACUGCAGGGUUCGAAAUUUUUCUUCCCAGCAAGUUUUGGAAAAUUUCAUGUUGAUUGAAAGGGUAGAAGGUACAUUUUUUGAAGUGGUUUGUGUUUGUUCGGUCGAUAAAAAAUGGUUGCGGUUUGGAACA
This is a messenger RNA of Salvia splendens (bonfire salvia), 1140 nucleotides long. RefSeq lists its product as uncharacterized. The transcript has 7 exons. Lineage: Eukaryota; Viridiplantae; Streptophyta; Magnoliopsida; Lamiales; Lamiaceae. The coding region runs from base 152 to 751 and encodes 199 amino acids. The record is from RefSeq and is a predicted model, not a curated record.